Molecule: messenger RNA, 1278 nt
Organism: Lingula anatina
Lineage: Eukaryota; Metazoa; Brachiopoda; Lingulata; Lingulida; Lingulidae
Product: tripartite motif-containing protein 2-like
Molecular function (GO): zinc ion binding; protein binding
Source: RefSeq, a predicted model, not a curated record
AUGACCAUAGUCAAGGAAUCAUGUGUCCUCCCAUGCUGUCACACUUUCUGCCUGGCUUGCGUUGCCCAGCACGUGGCAGUGAGUGAGACGGGAGGCAACAUCACGUGUCCAGUGUGCCGCCAAGAGGCGCCUGUUCCACCAGGUGGACUGGAUAAACUUGUCCGUAACUUCUUUUUGUCCAAGAGGACAAUGUUGGACAUGUUGACAAAAGAAAAAUCGGAAAUAUCCAUGCAACAGAAAGCUGCGCUUGACGACGUAAGCAAAACGGUGACCGACAUAGAACAACAAGAGGUGGAUAUUAUAGAAGAGGUUCAGCGUAUUUCUGCACAGUUGAUAGCGGAAGCAAAAGACCACGCCUCGAAGCUCGUAAAAUCACUAGAGGCUGAGAAAGAUGGCGUUCAACUGCAGAAGGCAGAAACGCAAGACAGCACUUCUAAUGAGGAAAACAUUCCAGUGAAAUGUUUUGUUCUUGUGAAGAAGUAUAAAUGGCUAAAUACUGCAUCUUUGGUGAAUGAGUUUGAUAGCAACACUGGAUAUAUAUGGGACAUAUCAUGCAGUCAAAGUGGGACAACAUAUCUAGUUUAUAACCAGCCGGGUAAACUUACAGCAAUAUCACCAGCUCAUAAGGUGAUAUUUCAGAUUGAUGUAGCAAGUCCCAGGGGUGUCACCGUGCUCAGUGAUGACAGACUGGUGGUUAUAUGCCGGGAUGGAUGCCGAGUUUAUUCUUCCUCCGGGGAACAUGUCCAAACAUUUGGUCAAGGUGACAUGUCCUACCCCCAGGGUGUUACAGUGGACAACGAUGGACACAUACUUGUCUGUGACAGGAACAAUAAAUGUAUCUGUGUGUAUGACGCUGUGAAGUACCAUCUUAUCAAUAAGAUCACUGUUCCUAUGUGUAAAGCUCCACGAUAUAUUGCAGUACUCCCAUGUCGUGACACCAUUGUGGCGAGUGCCUUUGAUGAACACUGUGUAUAUGGAGUGACCCCCAAGGGUGAUGUUGUGUUCCAGUGCGGUACACUAGGUGAGAGCGGCUCAGGUGAUAGAUACCUGCGUUUCCCCUGGGGAGUGUGUACAGACAGCGUGGGUCACAUCUUUAUUGCUGACCAGUACAAUAACAGGGUGGUUGUUCUGACCUCAGAUGGUCAACUGUUAAGAUACGUGAUGGGUCGACAACAGGAUUCCGUACCACUGUGUGUUACCAUUGAUACCAAAGGACAGCUUGUAGUGGGGGAUAUUGGAGGCAAGGUGAAAACAUUUCGCUAUGUAACUACAAGUUAA